GAUGUAUCAACAUCCGGAUCCUCCAUGGAGCAAGCCGAGCUAGUAGUCGAGCAGCUAACGUAGUACCCUAAUGCUGCCUUGAAUUGAUGGUCGCGGCGACGUAAACGAACACUGUUGCUUGUGAUUAAACCGUGCGGUAUGUAUGAGUCCAUUUUGUCCAGGCUGAGCUCACUAGCAUGGCUCCCGGUGGUCCUGCGGACAAAAAGAACAAUGUCCUUCCGUUAUGGGGCAACGACAAAACGAUGAACCUGAAUAACUUGAUACUCACGAACAUACUGUCGUCACCGUACUUCAAAGUAAACCUCUACAAGUUAAAGACAUACCACGAAGUUGUGGACGAAAUUUAUUACAACGUGCAGCACUUAGAGCCAUGGGAAAAAGGAAGCCGAAAGACGUCGGGCCAGACUGGCAUGUGUGGAGGGAGAUCAUCAGUACAUGUACGGGGGGUUGGAGCAGGGGGGAUUGUCUCCACUGCAUUCUGCAUCCUCUACAAGCUCUUCACACUUAAGUUAACUCGCAAGCAGCUGGUUGGUCUCUUGAACCACUGCGAUUCCCCUUACAUCCGUGCACUGGGGUUCAUGUACAUCAGGUUCACACAGCCACCUGCCGACCUUAUUGAUUGGUAUGAACCGUACCUUGAUGAUGAAGAGGAACUGGAUGUGAAAGCAGGCGGUGGCCAGACGCUGCGCAUCGGCGACAUGCUGCGCCAUAUGCUUACCAAGCUGGAGUGGUUUGCCACCUUGUUCCCUCGCAUUCCUGUGCCUAUCCAGAAAGAGAUUGAGCGCAGGCUUUCCUUGCGCCCUCCUGCAUUGGCCCCAGCAACUCAAGCUCCAAGCGCUGAGCCAGCAGCCACCAUAACAGAAACAGCUGCUGCGAGUGAGAGGGCACUGUCACCGGAACCCAGACGCAGGAGGAGUCCCCAUGCUCGUGAGUCCCCCAGCGGCCGUGAAGUACCAGGAGAUUCUAGCUGGGACAGAGAGCGACCGAGGAUACGUCGUAGCAGAAGCAGAGAACGCCAUUGGGAGAGAAAUCGUAGGAGCCGAAGCCCACGGGAUGCGCGGCCACACCACAGUCAUGACAAGCAACGUGAUGAGAGAGGACGUGAAGAAUGGCCACGUGAGGAAAGGGCUCGUGAUGAAAGGUCCAGGGAUGAAAGGUCUCGUGAGGACAAACCACGUGAGGACAGAUCCCGCGAGGAUAGACCACGUGACGACAAGUCACGCGAAGAAAGAUCACGAGAUGAUGGGUCACGCAAUGACAGGCCACAUGAAGACAGGGCUCGAGAUGAAAAAUCUCGGGAAUUGGAUCGCCGUAAAGAAAGCACAAGUCAUCGUCACCGAUCCAGCCCUGAACGCAGCAGGCAUAAUGAUCGCCCUCGAGAACAUACCUCACACGAUCACCGAACAUCAUCACGGAAAGAACGUUCCUACUCACCCAUGACUAAGAAUCACCACAGAUAAAUAUCUGUUUUUCUCUUUGCCCUCA
Dermacentor albipictus is the source of this 1485-nucleotide messenger RNA. RefSeq names its product pre-mRNA-splicing factor 38B. The record is from RefSeq and is a predicted model, not a curated record. Gene Ontology annotation, cellular component: precatalytic spliceosome. NCBI's taxonomy places the organism in Eukaryota, Metazoa, Arthropoda, Arachnida, Ixodida, Ixodidae.